Molecule: messenger RNA, 1973 nt
Organism: Scomber japonicus (chub mackerel)
Lineage: Eukaryota; Metazoa; Chordata; Actinopteri; Scombriformes; Scombridae
Product: perforin-1-like
Exons: 4
Coding region: 171-1973 (600 amino acids)
Biological process (GO): leukocyte mediated cytotoxicity
Molecular function (GO): pore-forming activity; calcium ion binding
Source: RefSeq, a predicted model, not a curated record
CUGAUUUGCUUGUUAUGCAAAAUAUUUUCUAACUUGAUUUGAAAAUACAUAACCUUUGUAAUAAUAACUAUUUAUACAGCACCUUUCUAAAACAAAGGGCUUCACAGUAAGACGGGCAAUAAAUAGUAGUUUAGACCUGUGCAACAAGCAACUUCAUUUUUUUCAACUUUAUGUUUUUUCAGGUUCGCAUUGUCAGCCAACUUAACUUCAACAUGUUGCUGUUGAAUAUUUGCAUCUGUGCCGGCCUCAUGCUGUCCCUGCCUCAGUGUACGUGUCAGUCAUGCACAGAUGGGAGACCCAAACAGUGCCGAGAUGCAGAUAUUGCUCCGGGUACCAAUUUGGCCGGGGAAGGCUUCGAUAUCACGAAAAUGGAACGUAAGGGGGCCUUCGUGCUCGACAUGAAUCACUGGCAGCGACACGACAAUACAUGCACCCUGUGUACCAACCCCUAUGUGGCAAACAAAAAGCAGAAGCUCCCCUUGUCAGUGGUGGACUGGAGGUCAAAGCACUCCUGCAGUGCAAAAGUGGCAACCUCGCUUCACCGGUCCAGUGAGUCUCUAGUCAUUUCCAGCACAUCUUCAAUUGAAAACGACUGGAUGGUUGAUCUAGAUCUUAGGAACAGAAGUAAAGAUUUAUUUUUUAUGCUGGCUGGCAGCAACUCUAAACUGGCCGAAUACUCAAUGAAUAAAACAAAGAAAGACAAGUUCAGUUUCUCAACCCAAAGCAUGUCCUGUGAGUACUACAGCUACCGAGUGUCCAGGACUCCCAGGUUACACAGAGAAUUUGAAAAUGCAUUGACACGGCUCCCCGGAACCUACUGCCCUGGGAACAAGCAACAGUUUUAUAAACUGAUAAACGACUUUGGGACCCAUUACAUCACCAAGGUGAAAUUGGGAGGAAGUGUUCAAUCUGUGACCAGCAUCAGGGAGUGCCAGGCCAGUCUGGAGGGCCUCAGUGCGAAUGAGGUGGACAUGUGCCUGGGAGUUGAGGCAGCUGCCACCUGCAAAGCUACAAUAAGUACUGAAACAAAACACUGCAAGAAGGACAUUGAGAAGACAGACAAUAAGUCGUUCUCCAGCCUCUUCAACGACAGGUUCACACAAAUAACGGGAGGCCAUACUAUGGAGCCAGACCUUCUCUUCUCUUCUGAAAAAAAUCCAUCAGCCUACAAGGAAUGGCUGAAAACAUUACCACUCAAUCCAGACAUCAUCUCAUAUUCUCUGGACUCAUUGCAUGACUUACUGCCUGUUGACUCCCCUGCUCAUAAGAACCUGAAAUCAGCCAUUAGAGAUUACAUCCUGGAGAAAGGUCUGUUGAGGAACUGCAGCAACCGCUGUCAGGUCGGCAUCAGAACUGACCUGAAGGAUCCCUGCGUCUGCCAAUGCCAUAAUAACCCUGCUGUAACCCCAGACUGCUGUCCGACCCGUAGGGGCAUGGCACGGGUCAUCAUAACUGCAAAAAGAGCCACUGGUCUUUGCGGAGACUGGUUCACUUCCACAGAUGGCUAUGUGAAAGUGCUCUUCAACAAUGAUAAGGAGAGACGUACUCCUGUCAUUAAGAACAACAACAACCCAUGCUGGAACAUGAUCUUCGACUUGGGCAGCCAGGAUUUGUCAGCAGGAAAUAAAGUGAGAUUUGAAGUGUGGGAUCAGGACAGCCGCUGGGACGACGACUUUCUGGGAGGCUGUGACCAAAGUCUGUUUAGUGGGGUGAAAGAGGACGUCUGUAAUCUGAAGAGGGGCCAGUUUUUCUUCAAAGUGGAGGUGAUAUGUGCUCCAAGUCUGAGCGGACAGUUAUGCAAGGACUAUAAACCUUCACCUAUGAGCCAGAGUCUGCAGAAGCUGUAUGUGUCCCGUCACGCCCAUCCUAUUCCAAAGGAGAUGCUGUUAGAGAUGGGCGUGUUUGUGAAUGGAACAAGCUCACAGAGAAAAAUGAGUCUUGCUUCUGUGAGAAAAAAGUUUGAUAUGUUCUAG